AUGGAUUCUUAUUUAGCUGAACAAUCAUCACAAACGUAUGAACGAGAAAUCUCAAAAAUUAGUAAAGCCAUUAACAAUGCAGAAACCUUUGAAGAGUGAAUACAAUUGGCCAAACAAGCAAAAGAUUAUCAUUAUAAAUACAGAAUCAACAUAGAUGAACUAAUAAGUUUAAUUUCAAUUAAGGUCAGGCCAGGAUUAUAUAAAAAUAGCAUCAGUGAUCAAAAAGACCAAAUUUUGCUUAAUUUGCAAAACUUAUUGGAAUUGCAGAAGCUAGAGAUUCCAGUUGGAGAAAUCAAAAAUGUUAUAAUCGAAUAUGCUUUGAGAUGGAUUGAAGACGUAAAUGAUGUCAAAAAAAUUAAAGCAUUCAAAGGAGAAACGGUUGUUCAAGACCCUGAUACAAGCAGAGAAAUUCUGAAAAUUAUUAACCAAUUGGAGAUAGCUGAAGAAAAGACUCAAGAAAAAUUAAAAAAAUUAAAUGAACUUUUCCCAGUUCCUACUGAGCCAGUUCCAAACCAGCCUGUUUAUAUAACUCAAAGAAGCCAAAUCAUCAUGGGUCCUCCUAUUUUUGUGAGAAGUGAGCUUAAUGUUAAUCAAUGCAAAAUCAUGUGGAAAGGAAAACAAAUUGCUGCAGUCAUAAAAACUUAUAAAGAGCAAGGUGGGUAUAAAAGUUUAAAAAAAUUUCAAAAAGAAGUAGGCAUUUUACAUAAACUCUCAGGAACAAGUCGAUUUUUCCUAGAUUUUUAUGGAUGUUUUUGUGACGAGGUAAUAGAAAACAACGUUAUAAAAUACUGCUCAAAUAUUGUCAUGGAAUAUUGCCAGCACAGUCUUUCUGACCUAAUAAAAUCAAGAAAGGAUCAAAAUACGAAAUUUACUCCAGAGGAAUUAGGUUCUAUUGCUCUUGACUUAUUAGAGGCUUUUCAAAGCUUGGUGAACCAUAAAAUUUACCAUCAAGAUAUAAAGCCUGAUAAUAUUUUAAUUACAAAGGACGGACAGUGAAAAAUUGCAGAUUUUAACGUGUCAGGAAUCAGGGAAACUAUUGAAAGGACUUAUUCGGCAACUGGAGUGCAUGAUGUGAUAGGAACUGUAGGCUAUAUGGCUCCAGAACUAAGGAAGGCUUAUAUAAACGGAGAAGGGAAAGCCAAGUAUAGGCCUGAGCGAGCUGACGUUUUUUCACUUGGGCUAGUACUUUAUCAAUGCGAAACAUUUGAUGACAUUUCUAGGUUUAACGAAAAUCCUAUAAAUAGAGAAAAAGUACUGAGCAAUGUGAGAUUGCCUUGACUGAGAGAACUUUUGUAUGAUAUGCUGAACUUUAAUUAUAGAGAGAGACUAUCGUUUAAACGGGCUCUUAGCAAAGUAAUGCGUGAUACAACUGCAACACUUGAUUCUAAUGCUACAUAA
Molecule: messenger RNA, 1398 nt
Organism: Blepharisma stoltei
Lineage: Eukaryota; Ciliophora; Heterotrichea; Heterotrichida; Blepharismidae
Source: the annotation of a GenBank genome assembly